Molecule: messenger RNA, 1068 nt
Organism: Triticum turgidum subsp. durum (durum wheat)
Lineage: Eukaryota; Viridiplantae; Streptophyta; Magnoliopsida; Poales; Poaceae
Source: the annotation of a GenBank genome assembly
AUGAAGCGCCAGUUUGUUAAUCUGGUUCUGGAAACCUGCAAGAGUCGCUCCUACACGGUGCGCUGCAUCAAAUCUUCAAGUCUCUUCCAACCAAAGAAGCAGAACGGAUGCCCACUGUCGCUUCUAAAGCUGGAAGAAGCCGAGCUGCCCAAAUCUGCAUUUUCGCUUGGUGUUUCCACUCCCAUGCAAGUUAAUUGGGACAUGCAGUUCAUGCCCUUUGGUUACAACAGGGACAAGAUACUCAGCACAGACCAGCAAGGAAACGUCCUGGUUUACGACACCUGCCAGAACCAGAUCUGCAGCAUGCCUAAGCUCAGGGGAUUGAUGGAGAACUCUUUUCCGAUUAACCUAGGUGAUGCCCUAUACCUCAUCGAGAGGCGACCUGACAAGCCUCAUAAGAUUCUUCCCUAUCAACCCUGCUUCCAAGCUCUUAUCAACGGCAAAUCUCCUGCUGGUCCUGUUGUUGAUUAUCCCGGAUGGCACUGGCACACUCUUCCACCGCCACCAUAUGUGGAGGCUCCUGGGUACAAGCCUAGCUGCACCUACAAAAUUCGCUCCUGCACGGUGGUCCGCAACAAAAUCUGGAUAUCUGCCAGUGGCAUUGGCACCUACUCCUUCAACACGGACAGCCACGAGUGGAGCUAUGUUGGCAGCUGGGAGCUCCCAUUCCGUGGCCCUGCUGAGUUUGUGCCUGAGCUGGGCCGCUGGCUUGGAUUCUCCACCGUGCGAGAGAACCAGUACGUGUGUGCUUCAGACCUCUCGACUGCUGAGGAUGGUGCAGUACCCGCCCUGUGUUGCGAAUGGAAACAAGAGCUUGAUGCUAACCCUGACAAGUGGCAGGUGGUGACCUCCUACCUUGUGCGCGUGGACUAUGGCAGGUUCUGCGUUGCCAGGCUAUACGACGUCUAUGAUGACGACGAGCCUGCUUUGGUAAGGGAGAAUUUUGCUGUGUUGACGGGGUUGGAGGCGGGGCUUAGUGACAUUGCUGAUGGUGGGAUCCAGAUGGUCAAGCACAAAUCCAUACGCCUCAACUUUGAUUGCCAUCAGCGGCUCCACUUGGUAUCUUAG